AAGUAAAAAAUCGGAAAAAAUAUUCUUGGCUUUAACAAGUCAACCCGAGGCUUGACUCUCAGAGGGCGCCGAUGCACAAGGCUCGGUAUAUAAGGUAGUAUCUGUGGCCUUCCGCUCUUCAGUGUACUUCAGCCUCAGGAUACGUCGUUACCUUUGUCGACGGCCUAAACCUCCACCAGAAUGUGUGACGACGACGCAACCGCCCUUGUUGUUGACAAUGGCUCCGGCAUGGUCAAGGCCGGUUUCGCCGGAGAUGACGCCCCUCGCGCCGUCUUCCCUUCCAUCGUCGGUCGCCCUCGUCACCAGGGUGUGAUGGUCGGUAUGGGUCAGAAGGACGCCUAUGUAGGAGACGAGGCCCAGAGCAAGCGAGGUAUCCUGACUCUCAAGUACCCCAUCGAGCACGGCAUCAUCACCAACUGGGACGACAUGGAGAAGAUCUGGCAUCACUCCUUCUACAACGAACUCCGCGUUGCCCCUGAGGAAUCCCCAGUCCUCCUCACUGAGGCUCCCCUCAACCCCAAGGCCAACCGCGAAAAGAUGACCCAGAUCAUGAUUGAGACCUUCAACACCCCUGCUAUGUACGUAGCCAUCCAGGCUGUCCUGUCCCUCUACGCCUCUGGCCGUACCACUGGCAUCGUGCUCGAUACUGGUGAUGGUGUGACCCACACUGUCCCCAUCUACGAAGGUUAUGCUCUUCCCCACGCUAUCCUCCGUCUGGACUUGGCUGGCCGUGACUUGACUGCUUACCUCAUGAAGAUCAUGACUGAGAGAGGCUACUCGUUCACCACCACCGCUGAACGAGAAAUCGUUCGUGACAUCAAGGAGAAGCUUUGCUACGUCGCCCUCGACUUCGAGAAUGAAAUGAGCAUGGCUGCCGCUUCCUCCUCCGUUGAGAAGUCCUAUGAACUUCCUGACGGUCAGGUCAUCACCAUCGGUAACGAACGAUUCCGUUGUCCCGAGUCUCUCUUCCAGCCUUCCUUCCUGGGUAUGGAAUCCGUUGGUAUCCACGAGACCGUCUACAACUCCAUCAUGAGGUGCGACAUUGAUAUCAGGAAGGAUCUGUUCGCCAACAAUGUGCUCUCUGGUGGUACCACCAUGUACCCUGGUAUUGCUGACAGGAUGCAGAAGGAAAUCACUGCCUUGGCUCCUUCCACCAUCAAGAUCAAGAUCAUCGCUCCCCCUGAGAGGAAGUACUCCGUCUGGAUCGGCGGUUCCAUCUUGGCUUCACUGUCCACCUUCCAGUCCAUGUGGAUCACCAAGGAAGAGUACGACGAGUCCGGCCCUGGCAUCGUCCACAGGAAGUGCUUCUAAGCAUUUGACAUUUUUGAUAUUUUAUGUUAUGUUAAGGCAAUUAUUGGACCCUUUCAUUCAUACCUGAGUCAUUUGAUCUCAUCAAUCAUUACUCACUACAAACGAUAAUAAAAUAUUUAUUUUA
This is a messenger RNA of Macrobrachium nipponense, 1435 nucleotides long. Its product is annotated as actin, muscle-like. The transcript has 2 exons. The coding region runs from base 181 to 1311 and encodes 376 amino acids. Lineage: Eukaryota; Metazoa; Arthropoda; Malacostraca; Decapoda; Palaemonidae. The record is from RefSeq and is a predicted model, not a curated record.